AUGAGUUUUUCUUCCGUAUCUUCCGCGACGACGACUGCGACGACGACUUCUUCUUCUUCCCUGUCGUCAAAAAGAUCAGCGAAGAUGAUGAUGAUGAUGAAAAAAAAACAAUCGUCAUCAAAGACGAUGAUUACCACCAUAACGCGAGCGGCGGCGGACCGACCGGAGACGACCAGGGUCCCACCGACGAACCCGGAAGGGAUGCCAGUCGUUCCUCCGCAAGACUUAGCCUCUCGACCGAGAAGAAACAGACGAUCGCAAACGGUUCGCAAAGCGUUCCAAGAGACCAUUUUAACGCCGGAUAACUUCAUUUAUCCGAUUUUCGUCCACGACGAAGGCGACGAGAACAUUCCGAUUGGCUCUAUGCCAGGUCAGGAUCGAUUAUCGUUUAAAACUGGGAUGAUUAAGAAAGUCGCGGAAGCGAGAGCGGCUGGGGUGAACCAGGUCGUCGUUUUCCCGAAAACGCCGGAUCGUUUGAAGACGCCGUGCGGGAAGGAAGCGUUUAAUCCGCAAGGUUUGGCGCAACGAUCGAUUUCGUUGUUGAAGGAUACGUUUCCGGAUUUGGAGGUGUACACGGACGUGGCGUUGGAUCCGUACAACACGUUGGGGCACGAUGGUAUGGUUCGAUCGGAUGGGGUGAUUUUGAACGACGAGACGGUGUAUUAUUUGUGCCAACAAGCCGUGUCGCAAGCGAGAGCCGGCGCGGAUGUCAUCUCGCCGUCUGAUAUGAUGGACGGAAGAGUUGGAGCCAUCAGACAAGCGUUGGACGACGAAGGCUUUACGCAUGUGAGCAUCAUGUCGUACACGGCGAAGUAUAACUCGGCGUAUUACGGACCGUUUAGAGAGGCUUUGGAUUCGGCGCCGCCGCCCGGCAGCGAGGGGUGGAAGAUCCCGAAAGAUAAAGCAGAAUACCAAAUGGACCCAGCGAACGUUCGCGAGUGCUUGAGAGAAUCCGCAUUAGACGAAGCGGAGGGGGCGGACAUUAUGAUGGUGAAGCCAGCUGGUGCGUAUUUGGACAUCAUCAAGAUGUUGAAGGACAACACGACGUUGCCGAUUUCGGCGUACCAAGUUUCCGGCGAGUACUCCAUGUUGAAAGCGGCCGCGGCUGCCGGGUACUUGAACGAAAGAGCGGCGGUUUUGGAAUCGUUGAUGGCGAUUAAGCGCGCCGGUGCGGACUUGACGUUGACCUAUUACGCCAUCGAUGCCGCGAGAUGGUUGCAAGACUCUUAA
Molecule: messenger RNA, 1230 nt
Organism: Bathycoccus prasinos
Lineage: Eukaryota; Viridiplantae; Chlorophyta; Mamiellophyceae; Mamiellales; Bathycoccaceae
Product: delta-aminolevulinic acid dehydratase
Exons: 1
Coding region: 1-1230 (409 amino acids)
Biological process (GO): heme biosynthetic process
Cellular component (GO): cytosol
Molecular function (GO): zinc ion binding; porphobilinogen synthase activity
Source: RefSeq, a predicted model, not a curated record